GAUCUAUGCUGAAAAUAUUGCGUUUUAUAAUUUUUCAACAACAAACGACUUAAAAUGGCAAUAGUUUGUCGUUGUGUUAUGAAAUAGCAACCUUUUCUGUCCGUGGAGGGAUUAAUUUUUAUAGUUCUGAGAGUGAACUUAUGCUCGUCGUCCAAAGAAAACUACCUUUGAUCGCACUUCCGAAUUGGGAAUCACCGGGAGACCGAGUUCAUCUUUUGGCAAACAUAUUUUACGCUUAGUCAGCUAUGAAUCUUUCGUUCGCUUAAUUUAGUAGGGUCACUAUGCCUACUUCUGUAAGGAUCGGAGAAGAGCAGCUCAACUAUUUGGCUUCACUGGCUCGACUUGACUACUCAAUAAGCGGUCGUGUGUACAUGAAAAACCACGAAAACGCUGGCAAAUGGCUUCAGCGGUGGUUUGCUUUGUACCAAAAUUUGUUGUUUUAUUUCGAGAGCGAGGAUUCUACAAAACUUUGUGGAGUUAUAUACUUGGAGCAUUGCAGUUGUGAGAGAUUGUGCUUGACCAACUUAAAGGACACCGAAAAUCAGAACUGCUUUUGUAUCAGCAUACCAACUGUUGAUGGGCAGCAGCAGUUUGUUCUCAGAGUCAAUAGUGGCCAGGAAUGCACCGCAUGGAUUGAAGCGGUCACAAAAUCUAGUUUUGCUGAAGUUCAAUCAGAGAAACAAGAAUUGGAGAAGAAGUACAUUCAUGUGAUGCAGAUUCUGGAUAGUGAAAAAACAGCCAAGUGGCAGUUGCUUCAGCAGUGUGAGGAGCAGGGUCAGUUAGUGUCAAACCUGAAAACUGAGGUUGCUAGCCUUAGAAAGCAAAGGACAACUGAGGCAAGAGAGGAAGAGAGUGAAGAAAUAAAGAAUAUAAAAAAGGUACAGAGCCUCAUUAGAGGCUGGCUUUGUCGUCGCCGUUGGCACAAUAUUGUUCAAAAUUACAUCCGUUCACCUCAUGCAGAAAGCAUGCGUCAGAGGAACUCAAUUUGCUUUCAGCUUGUGGAGACUGAGAGUGAAUAUAUGCACAACAUGUCCACACUUGUGUCAUGUUUCUUCAGACCUUUUAAAAUGGCUGCAAGCUCAAAGAGGCCCCCAUUAAGCCAUGAGGAAGUCAAUUGUAUCUUUCUAAAUAGUGAGACAAUUCUUUUCUUGCAUCAAAUCUUUCUAAAAGGUCUUCAAACGCGGAUGGAAAGUUGGCCAACACUGAUCUUAGGUGACUUAUUUGAUAUGCUACUACCCAUGUUAAACAUUUACCAAGAGUACGUUCGCAAUCAUCAUUAUUCUCUACAAACUUUGGCUGAGUGUAAACAGCGGCCAGCAUUCAGUCGUCUUCUUAAGCUGUAUGAAGAAAAAGCAAUUUGUGGCGGAAGGACGCUGGAAUAUUUCCUAACUGCUCCAAUGUAUAGGGUGCCGGCCUACAUUAUAACUUUGCAUGACUUGCUGGCUCUCACUCCUCAUGAUCACGUGGAGAGAAAUACUUUACAGUAUGCGCAAAGUGUCUUGGAAGAUCUUUCCACGGUAAUGCACGACGAAGUCAGUGAGACAGAGAACAUUCGUAAAAAUCUGUCCAUAGAGCGUCAGAUUGUGGAAGGCUGUGAUAUGCUUUUGGAUGUAAAUCAGAUUUUCAUAAGGCAAGGAAAUUUAAUUCAGGUUACAGAAAAUCGUAAGGGUAAAACGUUUGGUGGAUUGUCGCUGAAGUCUUCGGAAGGAAGGAAAGAGACUGUUCGUCAAUGCUUUCUGUUCUCAGGCUUCCUGCUGCUGACCACUAGAUCAUCAAGCGGACGCCUUCACCUUACUAAGAAUGGUGCUAACAUUUCUCUCGCUGAUGCUACUUUAGUCGAGGACUAUUUUGAAGACGGGGAUGUCGAAAGCCUCGGUGGCCGAGGAUACCAGGAAUUUGACUUAGACGAUCUGACAUUUAAACUGAUUGUACGAUCACGUGAUAAGCCUGAGCCAGGACCUCCCUAUACUGUAACUUUAAUGGCUCCGUCGGCACAAGAGAAGGCUGCUUGGACUUCUGAUAUAAGCCAGUGUAUCGAGAACCUUGCAGUGAUGGCUGAAGAAGACAAUAUCUCAGUUGCCUCAAGACGUAGCUCAACCAGUGUUAGAUCGGACCCGAAACUCUUUACCGAUGAUGUUGAUAUAAAAUACUGCAAAGCACUCAACUGCUGCAAGCUACCGAAGAUACGUCAUGCUAGCUUGGAACGUCUUUUGGAACGCCUUUUAGAUACUCGUUUCCUCAGUGCGGACUUCUUAAACACGUUCCUUAUCACGUAUCGCGUGUUUACAACAGCUUCCAACCUCCUUGAUACCUUGCUGCAGUUUUACUACACUAAUAAUGCAAAGGACUACCCACUGUACUCGGCCACAGACGUGUUUUCCCCAAUAAGCCGUAAAGUCCGAUCCGUAUCGCUUCCCAGUGAGGCACUGAGUCCCCGUCAAGAUAAGAAGAAAGGACGGAAUAAGUUCUUUGGUGAACAGAAUCAACAGUCUCCUUCGCAGUCCAUCUCAAUUACUGUUUCUGGUGUAAAAAUGCCGUCGGAUAACGAGCAGGUGGAGAAUAAACAUCAAGAAGCAGAAAUAGAGUCCAGGACGCCAGACCGGUUGUGCCCAAGUAACUACCACUCCUACAGGCGACACUCGUCACCUUCCGCCCUUGGCGAGACCGCUGCGUUCGAGUUUCCUGAAUCCUCUGACGAUCCACCUCAGUCACCAGAGGAAGACUCGCCGACACCUAUUCGACAUGGAGGGCCUCAGAACUACAGUUCACCGUUCUUAUCACGCGGGAACAACACUCGCACCCGUGCCCAGAGUAGUUCAUCGGAUUUUAUGUCUGGAGGGAAUGGUAAAGACAGCUCACUGUUAUCUUCUUCCCAGGAAGAUGACAUUUUUGAACUAAAAUUUGAGCUACAGGCCCCGCCGAAACCGCGUAGUAAAAGAUCUCGUCCGUCUUCAUCAAGUGGAACUGCUGUUGAGUCACUGGAGAGUAGCUUUCAGACAUCCUCCCCCCCUUUUCGAGCAUCUUUAAACACGGUAUCUAAACAAGUUCAGUCAACAAUUAAUUCAAAUCAUGAGGGAAUGGAGAAAACAAGGAGAAGACUCACUAAUGCCGUCGAGAACUAUGAUAUAAGUUUGGAUAGUGGGGAAUUUUCUCAGGCACCCAGUGUGAUAAAUCGGCGACGGUCUUCUCCUGCUGUGUCGCGCGAACGGUUGGUUGAGCCUCCAAUCACUUGUCUUGGAAUAACUGUGGACAGUAGCUCAGAAUCACCCCUGAACAAACAUUCAUCGAGAGGACCAAGUUCACCAUGUCGGCUCUAUAAGAUCGUCAAAGAGGCAGAGGAAAGAGUGCUAAAUCUCAAGUCACAAAGGCGUCCCAAUUCUCCGAAGCUAUCGUCUCAUCCGCCUAAGUCGCCUGUCUCCCCUAUAAGUUCACCGCGUUCUCCUCUUUCACCAUCGGCUACUAGCGUUAGUGCCGGAGUUGUGGUGACAUCAUCAAGACCUUCCCGGCGCAGGUCCAGUAUAUCAUCUGCAGCUUCGGCUUUUGCCGCCGCAACCGCAGGCGCAUCUCCUUCUUAUGCGGCUAAUUCAUCUCCUACCACAAAAUUCCGUUUUGGUCACACAAUCAGAGAACUGCUAUCCUCAAACACCGAGAAGGCCACGAUGAGGGUUUUGACCAUCUUGCGUCACUGGGUAACCAAACACCCAGAGGACUUCGAAGGAGACCCAGCUUUGAAAGAGCAAUUGAUCUCGUCAAUGAGUCAUAUUCUCGCUUAUGAUGGAUCAACGAAUUUAGAGCAAAAAUUUGCGACGGCAAUUAUAAAGACGCUGGAGCGAAAGCAUAAGGAAUUAGAAACUCUACUCUCAUUUGAAACAAGCUGUCUUGCCAUGGGUUCAGGGCAGACGACAAACCCAGACAACUUGGCUACGUUCGACAAAAUCUCAGCCACUCAGCUAGCCGAGCAACUCACAUUCGUCGAACAUGUUUUAUUUUCCAACAUUCCUUCACACGAGUUUCUCAACCUUUCCUGGAUGAAGCCGGAUAAAAACGCUCGGGCUCCCGGUAUUCUCCGCGUGACAAAACGAUUCAACGAAACAAGUUGCCUGGUGGCUUCAGAGAUUCUUAAGCACCAGACUCCAUCAGCACGCGCCACAGUAAUAGAAAAGUGGGCAGCUGUGGCGGAGGUUUGUCGUAACCUCCAUAAUUUUAACUCCGUUUUGGAAAUAACGUCUGCGUUUAUGAGCAGUUCGAUCUACAGGCUGAGAAAGACCUGGGAAAAAGUAUCAAAACAGACACGCACACUGAUCGAUCGUCUGCAGAAGCUGGUCAGUUCUGAUGGUCGCUUUAAGAACAUGAGAGAUGCCUUAAGAUGUUCUGAUCCUCCUUGCAUACCGUAUCUUGGUUUUUACCUGACGGAUCUGGCGUUCAUUGAGGAUGGCACACCCAACAAUAAUGAGAACGGACUCAUAAAUUUCUCAAAAAUGAGAAUGAUCGCUCAAGUAAUUGAAGAAAUUCAUCAUUAUCAACAAAACAAAUACUCCUUGGAACCGGACAAGAAGAUAAUUAAAUACCUAAUGUCCAAAGACAACCUCACCGAUGAAGACAAACUGUACCAAACAUCUCUCACUUUGGAACCGAGGAAACGAGUAUCUUCUAAAGUGAAACAACCUGUAGAAACUGAAAUAUAACUCUGCAUUGAGCUGACCUUCGUGAUGGAAGUACCUUAGAUUUCGCCAGCAUUAGAAGAAACAUUUUAUUCUCACUUUUUUUACUUCUCCCAUCGUGAAAUGUUUUGUUUCCGGUCGCGUUUGUAAGAAAUAAUUAUCAUCGUUUAUUGAAGAUCUUAACUGCCUGUAACAAAGUGCUUUUGAAAUGGAAUAGCUGCCAAUAAAUUUGUCUUUUGAAA
Messenger RNA from Pocillopora verrucosa, 4903 nucleotides. Its product is annotated as ras-specific guanine nucleotide-releasing factor 2. Gene Ontology annotation, cellular component: plasma membrane. Gene Ontology annotation, biological process: positive regulation of GTPase activity; Ras protein signal transduction. Gene Ontology annotation, molecular function: guanyl-nucleotide exchange factor activity; protein binding. The record is from RefSeq and is a predicted model, not a curated record. Lineage: Eukaryota; Metazoa; Cnidaria; Anthozoa; Scleractinia; Pocilloporidae.